Molecule: messenger RNA, 483 nt
Organism: Oppia nitens
Lineage: Eukaryota; Metazoa; Arthropoda; Arachnida; Sarcoptiformes; Oppiidae
Exons: 1
Coding region: 132-410 (92 amino acids)
Source: RefSeq, a predicted model, not a curated record
AAUAUUCUUUAAAUAUUUUGUAUCAAAUGUUACGUUAUUUAUGAGUUGUUUGUGAUUUCAAUAGGCGUUCAAUGAUUACAUAAAGUGAUUGUUUAUAUGAUUAAUGUUUGGCCACUAAUAUAACCGAUUCAAUGACAACUAUACCCGUAAAUUGUGGUCAAUUGUGUCCACCACUACAGUACUCAUCGGUCGAAUGGCGACUACAGACACAAGUGUCGUCCCGAUCGGCCAGAGAUGAGUUGAAAGCUGAAGUCAUAAUGAAAUUUAAAUUGAUUGACAGUUUAGCAAAUGAUAAGUAUGUGGUGAUGAAGACUGAUAUCACUAAUUUGAUCCGUUUUCAUGAUGUACUCGAAGAUGCACUCAUGAGCUCACGUUCACAACAAUUGCUUCAAAUAUCACGACUCACAUGAAUCACAUAAAUGGCUCAAAGUUUAAGACAAGUUUGUCAUUAUAUACUGUACUGUAUAUCAUAUAUACUAUUAU